AUGAGAAAUGUCACUGUAGAAAUUGUCAAGAGAAAAACCAACUCUGCUGUUAGAUUUGAACCUAUGAACUCCUGCUUGAAUGAACUUACAACUGUAAGUCUGACAUUGCAGCGUGAGGACAUUGAUUUAAGUAGUACAGUGACCAAGCAACAAGCAUCAGAGCUGAACUUGAAAUAUAUACAUGCCAAUCAAAGCCAGGUCCUCGAUGAUAGUCCACUUGAUAAUGAUACAGAUAGUUACAUGUACAAGGAAUCCACACUACAGAACUUCAUUCCAGAUGAAACAUUGAUUAGGCAUAAGAAACAGAUUGUGCAAAGCAUGCUUGAUUGGCUUCAUGUCAGGUACAACCUGGUUAUGUAUGACUGGUACAACCUGGUUAUGUAUGACAGGUACAACCUGGUUUUGCAUGACAGGUACAACAUGGUUAUGUGUGAGAGGUACAACCAGGUUAUGUAUGACAGGUAUAACCUGGUUAUGUAUGACAGGUACAACCAGGUUAUGUAUGACAGGUAUAACCUGGUUAUGUAUGACUGGUACAACCUGGUUAUGUAUGACAGGUACAACCUGGUUAUGUAUGACAGGUAUAACCUGGUUAUGUAUGACAGAUAUAACCUGGCUAUGUAUGACUGGUACAACCUGGUUAUGUAUGACAGGUACAACCUGGUUAUGUAUGACUGGUACAACCUGGUUAUGUAUGAUAGGUAUAACCUGAUCAUGUAUGACAGGUAUAACUUAAUUAUGUGUGACAUGUGUAACCUGAUCAUGUAUGACAGGUAUAACCUGAUCAUGUAUAACAGGUAUAACCUGAUCAUGUAUGACAGGUGCGAUAUGAUCAUGUGUGACAGGUAUAACCUGAUCAUGUAUGACAGGUAUAACCUGAUUAUGUAUGACAUGGGUAACCUGAUCAUGUAUGACAUUGGUAACCUGAUCAUGUAUGACAGGUAUAACCUGAUUAUGUGUGACAUGUGUAACCUGAUCAUGUAUGAGAGUCAUAACCUGAUCAUGUAUGACAUGUGUAACCUGAUCAUGUAUGACAUGUAUGACCUGAUUAUGUGUGACAUGUGUAACCUGAUCAUGUAUGACAGGUAUAACCUGAUUAUGUUUGACAUGUGUAACCUGAUCAUGUACGACAUGGGUAACCUGAACAUGUAUGACAGGUAUAACCUGAUCAUGUAUGACAGGUAUAACCUGAUCAUGUAUGACAUGGGUAACCUGAUCAUAUAUGACAGGUAUAACCUGAUAAUGUGUGGCAUGUGUAACCUGAUCAUGUAUGACAGGUAUAACCUGAUCAUGUAUGAGAGGUUUAACCUGAUUAUGUAUGACAGAUGUAACCUGCUUAUAUGUGACAUGUGUAACCUGAUCAUGUACGACAUUGGUAACCUGAUUAUGCAUGACAGGUAUAACCUGAUCAUGUGUGACAUGUGUAACAUGAUCAUGUUUGACAGGUAUAACCUGAUCAUGUAUGACAUGGUUAACCUGAUCAUGUAUGACAUUCGUAACCUGAUCAUGAAUGACAGGUAUAACCUGAUUAUGUUUGACAUGUGUAACCUGAUCAUGUAUGACAGGUAUAACCUGAUCAUGUGUGACAUGUGUAACCUGAUCAUGUUUGACAUUGGUAACCUGAUCAUGUAUGACAUUGGUAACCUGAUCAUGUAUGACAGGUAUAACCUGAUCAUGUAUGACAUGUGUAACCUGAUUAUAUGUGACAUGUGUAACCUGAUUAUGUGUGACAUGUGUAACCAGAUCAAUUAUGACAUGUGUAACCUGAUCAUGAAUGACAGGUAUUACUUGAUAAUAUAUGACAUGUGUAUUCUGAUCAUGUAUGACAGGUAUAACCUGAUCAUGUGUGACAUGUGUAACCUGAUCAUGUAUGACAGGUAUAACCUGAUCAUGUAUGACAUGGGUAACCUGAUCAUGUAUGACAUUAGUAACCUGAUCAUGUAUGACAGGUAUAACCUGAUUAUGUUUGAUAUGUGUAACCUGAUCAUGUAUGAUAGGUAUAACCUGAUCAUGUGUGACAUGUGUAACCUGAUCAUGCAUGACAGGUAUAACCUGAUCAUGUAUGACAUUGGUUACCUGAUCAUGUAUGACAGGUAUAACCUGAUCAUGUAUGACAUUGGUAACCUGAUCAUGUAUGACAGGUAUAACCUAAUAAUGUGUGAAAUGCGUAACCUGAUCAUGUAUGACAUUAGUAACCUGAUCAUGUAUGACAGAUGUAACCUGAUUAUAUGUGACAUGUGUAACCUGAUCAUGUAUGACAGGUAUAACCUGAUUAUGUGUGACAUGUGUAAACUGAUCAUGUAUGACAUGUGUAACCUUAUUAUGUGUGACAUGUGUAACCUGAACAUGUAUGGCAUGUGUAACCUGAUCAUGUAUGACAUGUGUAACCUGGUUAUGUGUGACAUGUGUUACCUGAUUAUGUAUGACAUGUGUAUUCUGAUCAUGUAUGACAUGUAUGACAAAUUUAAGCGCAAAUAA
Molecule: messenger RNA, 2478 nt
Organism: Mya arenaria
Lineage: Eukaryota; Metazoa; Mollusca; Bivalvia; Myida; Myidae
Exons: 13
Coding region: 1-2478 (825 amino acids)
Source: RefSeq, a predicted model, not a curated record